Patiria miniata (bat star) is the source of this 2288-nucleotide messenger RNA. RefSeq names its product LIM/homeobox protein Lhx9-like. Lineage: Eukaryota; Metazoa; Echinodermata; Asteroidea; Valvatida; Asterinidae. The coding region runs from base 19 to 711 and encodes 230 amino acids. Gene Ontology annotation, cellular component: nucleus. Gene Ontology annotation, biological process: regulation of transcription by RNA polymerase II; neuron differentiation. The record is from RefSeq and is a predicted model, not a curated record. The transcript is spliced from 3 exons. Gene Ontology annotation, molecular function: DNA-binding transcription factor activity, RNA polymerase II-specific; RNA polymerase II transcription regulatory region sequence-specific DNA binding.
GUUCAUAGCUCCCGGACCAUGAACCCUUCGAUACGGGGUCUGGGAAGCGUGGACGGCCAUCUUGGAUUGGACGGGGACGGCUACGUGAGCCAGCAAUCGCAGAGGACGAAGCGCAUGCGCACUAGCUUCAAGCACCACCAGCUGCGCACGAUGAAGACGUACUUCAGUCUGAACCACAACCCGGAUGCCAAGGACCUCAAGCAGCUGGCUCAGAAAACGGGGCUCACCAAACGGGUGCUGCAGGUCUGGUUUCAAAACGCCCGCGCCAAGUACCGACGGAGCCUGCUGAAGAAGGAGCAAGGCGACAAGUCAGUGGGAUCGCCGCCGGGCCAGGCCGACCUGAUCCACGGCAACUCCGUCUCCUCACCCUCCACCAACGGCCGGAGCAGUCCCACGUCCACCACGGGCGGCGUGCCCAGCCUCCAUGGCGGCUGCGACACCAGCAGCGGGUCCGAGCUAGGGUCGAUCAUGAUGGGUUCCCCGGUGGAGGACGACGGCAGCUGCGCUGGCUCCUACACCUCCGAGGGACUCUCUUACAGCGAACUCAAGAAUGCCUCGGAACUGUCCCCGGCCGUGGCCGAUGACGUCUUGACCAUAUCGGCCAUGCCAGCCUGCUCACCUAACCACACUUUAGCGGGGGACUGUCUGCCUUCUCCCAACGCCCUCAACGGCAGCGUACUGAAAACAAAUCUGGUUGACAUUUUCAAUUGACCCUGAAGCUAUGAUAACUUGUUCUGAUAACUUAUUUUGUUUGUGUCUAUCUACGUUCAAUUAAGCAGCUAAUGUCUUGGUUUUAUUAAAUUUUAUAUUUAAAUCAGGGCUUUCUACCGCCAGCAGUCAUGAUUUUGUAGGCUCCUAAACAGACUGAAAAUGGAUCACAAUGUAAUAGUUUACUGUUGUAACACAUUUGAGAAACAUACAUGGCCAUCUUCAUGCGAACGUUCACUUUUUGUUCUCCUUUAUGUCGUAAUUGUGCCCUUUAAUUCAGAGCUUUGAAAAGUGUAAAAUUAUACUCUAGCUUUGGAUGAUCGGUUGGAAUUCCACUGUAAAGUUGGAAUUGUUUGUGAUUGUUUGAAAAGCUCUCGGCCUAUUCCUGCAAAUUCUCAAGGGGUGGACACAACUCCUAUUUGUCCCAUGAGCCACACCCAGACCAUUUGAAUAAUCCCCUCGUAGUGAAUUUCCGUCUAAUCCCAUAGAUACGAUUUAAUUCGCGUCAAAAUCGGUACUAUGAUUUUAUAUCAUGUUCGUCUUUUUAUAAGACACCUCAGGAACAACGAAUCGCAUUUCUUGUAAGUUAUAUUUUCUGUGGUUUAUAUCACAGUUUUUUUUGUACAGGAUAUCGUGUAAAUAACUUUCAAAAGAUAUUGUUUAAUUAAACUGUUGUCUUGUAAAUAAAAAAUAAAAUUUAUCUGUCUCGUAAUAGAUGACCGUAUUCACCGUAUUGUUCCCGGAUUUAUAAUUGUGUACGCCUAUUGAACUGGCAUGUUUUUGACACGAGAGGGCGUUCAUCGAACCAUUGUUUGCUCGUCCUGCUUGAUAAGGUAAUGGGUAUUUCGAAAAUGUUUCAAAAACGAGACAGCUUCUCUUGACAUUGAAGGAAAUCUCUACAAGGUGCCUUGAUCAUGAAUCACAAAAAUGGAUUGGAGUGCAGGACUUGGUCUUGCCAUUGGUAACAUUUCAGUAAAUUUUGAUCUUUGUAUGUAUAAAUGUAUUCGGCAUUUUUGUCGGACGUUUGAUGAUUGCGCGUAUGGUAAGGACGAUUUAAUGCAACGAUGUUUAUGCAAAACAGAAUAUAAUAAUGUAGGUCGGUAUUUUCUACAGAUUAAACCAUUUUUAUUUUGGCAGUCGAACUUCUUCUAAUGUUAUCACAUUUUCUGGAUGCUAAUAAUUACGUAAAUUCACUUGUCAAUUAUAGCAAUUUACAAUUUGAGCGUCCCUUUUAAUAUUUGUGUUUGUGCACCAAUGGCAGUUUUUCACACAUAGGCCUAAUUUAAAUAAACUUUGUUGACGUGCGAGUGUGACAGUUUACUGGAGUGAUUUUCUGACUAUGGUUAUAUUUGGGCAUAAUUCCAACAUGGCGCAUGAGUUGGGAAUGGUCCAUAUAUGCAUUUUUGUAUCCAUGCACUUCUUGGUUUUGUAUGAUUUUUGACAACAUGUGCCUUAGUUUGUGCACAGUUGUGACUUAAAUCUUGUUGCUUUAUAAGUAAUGUCAAAAUGUACGGUUGGAAUGAAUAUUUAUGUAAUUGUCUUUACCAAAAGAAUAAAGAGAAUAACUGUUAUAACGAAUA